Molecule: messenger RNA, 1350 nt
Organism: Didymella exigua CBS 183.55
Lineage: Eukaryota; Fungi; Ascomycota; Dothideomycetes; Pleosporales; Didymellaceae
Exons: 1
Biological process (GO): regulation of transcription by RNA polymerase II; DNA-templated transcription
Cellular component (GO): chromatin
Molecular function (GO): RNA polymerase II cis-regulatory region sequence-specific DNA binding; DNA-binding transcription factor activity, RNA polymerase II-specific; zinc ion binding
Source: RefSeq, a predicted model, not a curated record
GAUUGGAAUGUCUCAAAAACACAAAUCACUCGAGGGACUGAAUUGUUCUUCAACCAUCUCUCGCCCUUCUUACCUUUCAUCCAUCAACCGACAUUUGAUGCAUACCACACAGAUAAGAGACUGCUCCUUGGUAUGCUGUGUCUUGGGUAUCAGUACGGUGAAGAUCCGGACUAUGGGGAGCAGGCUGGUUCGGGUGUGAGCUUGUCGAUUCAGUGUUUCCAUCAAGCCCGUGCGCUCCUCAAGACUGACAAUGAAGACGAGCAAUUGAGUACCUCCUACAGUACAUUCGGUGUCCAGGCAUGCUUGCUAAUACAAUUGUAUACUAUGAUGUAUCUUUGUGGAAGCGCAUCGGCGUUUGGCCUCCAAACGCAUUCCAAGAUCAUCUCUCUGGCGCGAGCAGGUGGUCUGAUGCAGCCUCUAACGACUGAGGCAACAGCGACUGCGGAUCUAGAUUCGCUUUGGCAUCAUUUCAUAAAGUCUGAAGCGCACAAACGAACUUGUUUUGCUGUACACCAAAUUGACGCACUAUGGUAUCAGGUGCUCUCUGUUCCGCGAUCACUAUCACAUCUAGAGAUAAAACACGACCUACCAUGCCCAGAAGACCACUGGACUGCAGCAACAUCCGGAGAGUGGGCACAUAGACAGCUGCUUAUGCGUCAGGCUGGCUCUGCAGCGCAGUACCCAGAAGUCGUCCGACGGUUUCUAUCGAGCAAUGCGGAUCUUUACACAUUGCCACCGUUCGAUCCAUAUGGCACGGUCAACAUUACCCAGUUUUUGAUCUCAAGCGCUCGAGAAAUUUCAGGGUGGUCGACGAUAACUGGAAUCCUCAGUAUCGAAAGAGUCGAGCCGCUCCGAUCCUCUCUCGUGGCUCUGGAACCCUUCGCCCGGCCACAUGGAGGCAACUCAGAUCCAGCCUCGGCUUCUCUUGGCGAAAUUGCAUGGGAGACUGCAAUGAUUGAACUGCAAAUGUGGUCGCCAACACAUACUGGCGGCAUCAUUGAGAGCAGCAUGGAUGCGGUGCUAUAUCAAUUGACUGAACAUGCACCAUCGUGCGAGUUCUUGUGCGAAUCGCGGAUUGCAAAUUUGGUACAGCCACACGUCGACUGGUUCCUGCGAUAUCUGGAUGCGACAGUGAUGCCUGAGACGGAGGCACCAUGGGUUGUUCUGUAUGCAUACAAAGCUUUCAUGAUCGCGUGGCAAUUAGUUCGCGACGGGAUUAUAGGAUCAAUGCAGGUCAUUGGUAUCCAAGACGGUGAUACGCGGGCUGCUUUGAUAUGGGCGAGAAAGGUCUUUGGGCGGCGUCAGCGGUGGCAGCUGGGCAAGAUUGUCAUGAAGUGCAUAGAUCGGCUC